AUUUCAUUAUCAAACUACAUAGUUCCAAAUCAUCGUUAGAAGUGAAACAACAGUUGAUUGAGGAGCUGAUUUACAAAUGCAGCUGACUACAAGGCUUCUGAUUCUGUUCGUCUGCAGCCAUUGCGUUUUGGCUGUAGAAGAGAACUGGGACAGUAUCGACCAGAGAACCGUGCCCGAAUGGUACGACAAAGCCAAGGUGGGAAUUUUCAUCCAUUGGGGCCUGUUUUCUGUGCCUGGAUACAGCAACGAGUGGGUCUGGCACGAAUGGAAAUCAGACAAAAAUGCCGACGUGGUUGAUUUCAUUGAGAAAAACUAUCCGCCCGGAUUCACGUACCAGGAGUUUGCCAAUCAGUUCACUGGUGAGUUCUUCAACGCCACUGAAUGGGCGAAUUUGUUCCAAAGAGCUGGAGCGAAGUAUGUGGUGUUGACCAGCAAGCAUCAUGAAGGCUUCACCUUGUGGCCCUCCAAGUACACCUACUCCUUUAACUCAGUGGAUAUGGGCCCCCAUCGGGACAUAGUUAAGGAGGUAGGCGAAGCAGUUAGGGAGGCUGGGAUGAGGUAUGGGCUGUACCACUCUUUACUCGAGUGGUACCAUCCUCAAUACAUUGCUGAUCAAUCCGAGGGCACCACAGAGUUCGUGGAUAACAAAAUAUACCCCGAGUUGAUCGAAUUAGUAAACACCUACAAGCCUGACCUCAUUUGGUCUGAUGGCGACUGGGAAAUGUCCGAUUCCUACUGGAAAUCAACCAAGUUCCUUGCAUGGCUCUUCAACGAGAGUCCAGUCAAAGACACCGUCUUAACGAACGACCGAUGGGGAAUCGGAGCCACUUGCGCUCAUGGAGAUAUCCAUACUUGCGAGGACCGUUACAAUCCCGGAUACCUUCUGGAUCACAAAUGGGAAAAUGCCAUGACCAUCGACUGGAACUCUUGGGGGUAUCGAAGAAACUCGAACAUUGGAGAAUAUGCGACCACCAAGCAACUGAUCGACCUUCUAGUCGAGACUGUGAGCUGCGGAGGAAACAUCCUCAUCAAUGUAGGUCCAACCAAAGAAGGCCACAUAGAUCCUAUCUACCAAGAGCGCCUGCUGGGUUUAGGUGAGUGGCUCUCCAUUAACGGCGAAGCCAUUUAUGAGUCCAGCCCCUGGACUGAACACCAAAAGGACACAAUCACAAGCGGAGUUUGGUACACUCAAAGAGAUGGAGCUACGUAUGCCUCAGUUCUCAGUUGGCCGGAAAACAACGUGCUUCGAUUGGGCGCUGUUUCGCAAUUGUUCAAUGACGCCACUCAAGUGAUUAUUUUGGAUAGUUAUCAGGAAUUGGUGUGGUUUGAAGAGGAUGGCGUUGUUUCAGUCCAAUUCCCCGAUAAGGCCACUGUAUACACUAAUGAUGUUUGGGUUAUCAAAAUCAAGUAACAUGGCCAAUUAAUGUAAACUCAGUUGAUUGUAUGCUGUAAUAAAAUCAUUGUUAGCAAUGUU
Messenger RNA from Dendroctonus ponderosae (mountain pine beetle), 1474 nucleotides. Its product is annotated as tissue alpha-L-fucosidase-like. The record is from RefSeq and is a predicted model, not a curated record. The transcript has a single exon. Bases 77 to 1411 code for a protein of 444 amino acids. Gene Ontology annotation, biological process: fucose metabolic process; glycoside catabolic process. Gene Ontology annotation, cellular component: lysosome. Gene Ontology annotation, molecular function: alpha-L-fucosidase activity. Lineage: Eukaryota; Metazoa; Arthropoda; Insecta; Coleoptera; Curculionidae.